Messenger RNA from Thlaspi arvense, 2715 nucleotides. The record is from the annotation of a GenBank genome assembly. NCBI's taxonomy places the organism in Eukaryota, Viridiplantae, Streptophyta, Magnoliopsida, Brassicales, Brassicaceae.
CACUAGUACAGACCAUUUCUCAUUUCUUCCUCCUCCCUUUCUCUUUCUCUUUCUCUUUCUCUUCCUUUCUCUCUCUAGCUUUAAUCUCUCCAGAUGCCCAAAUCCUUUACUCGCCGUCGCUUCUCCAAUCGCCACCAUCUUCUCCGCCGUGUUAGAUUCCAUCUGUACUCUUACUCCCACCAUCAUCGUCGUCGCCUCCGCUUCAGUACUCUGGCAAUGUUGAUCAGCCUCCUAGGGUUUCUCUCCUCCGGGUGAAGGAAAAAUGUUUCACUUUCUCUUGAUUGGAUUUAUGAUGCUGGCUUUUCUUCUAAUUCGCCGGCAAUGGAGAUCUGCCUCGGUGAAGAGGGAGGAGGUUAUUCGGCUCAUCGCUUUAGCCACCGAAGAAUCUUAUGUGGCGGCGCAGGAGGAGGUUCGAGCCACUGUAGAUUACGGCUCUCCGGAUGCUUAUCGUUGCGCCGUUUGUCUCUACCCCACCGCCACUCGGUGCGCUCAGUGCAAAUCCGUCCGUUACUGUUCAAGCAAGUGUCAAAUCCUUCAUUGGAGAAGAGGUCACAAGGAUGAAUGUCGAUCGCCUUCUCUUCCUGAUUACGACCAUGGAGAUGCACAAGGUUCAUCAAAUAUCGAAUUGCCAUCUCGCGGGACUGAGUUCGGAUCAUCAUCUCCAAAUGGCACCAACGAUGGGGUGGAUGAUGAUGGAUUUGUGUCUGUUGAUGUUGCCUCUGAUAUCAUCUCUGCAAGUAGGCCCAGUGUUCAAAAGGUACAAGCAGCAAGAUCUGAAGCUGUGGAUUUCACUACUUGUUUAAACAAAAGGGAUCAUUUCUGUGAGACGAGGCCACUAAGUAGGAAGAAAUCACAUCAUCGAACAGAGAAGGUUGAAUCGUCGAGCAAGUAUUCCAAAGGCAAGAAGAGUGAUGCAGAGCCGCAAAAAAUCCGCAAUCAAAACUCGCCUAGUUCAGGUGAUUCGGCUGAAAUGUCAAUUCCGGAUAAACUUUUGUCAGUUGAGGAUGAAGGAGAAAUAAAUGCACUUGGACAUGGAAAAACGACAUCUGAACCAGCAACUGGUGCUUCUGCUGCAAUGUCGUCUUCAACUAUUCUCUUACCUUCAAAAGGUAAUAGUAAGCCGAAAGUGUUACAAUCUUCAAGUAGUGGACUGAAGACAUCGAUGCAGAAAGUUGUUCAGCAUUUUAGACCCCCAAAGUCGUCGAUACUAUCUCAACCUUCCAGUUCUAUCAAUGAGAUGAGCUUUUCUUAUGAGAUGUUUGUGAAACUUUAUUGUGAUAGAGUAGAAUUACGACCAUUUGGCCUUGUGAACUUGGGGAACAGUUGCUACGCAAAUGCUGUUCUUCAGUGCUUGGCAUUCACUCGGCCACUUACGUCUUACCUAAUUAGGGGGGUUCAUUCAAAAGCAUGUCGAAAGAAGAGUUGGUGUUUUGUUUGUGAGUUUGAAUUCUUAAUUUUGAAGUCAAGGGGAGGAGAAUCUCCUCUGUCACCUAUCAAGAUCAUAUCAAGAUUACAAAAGAUCGGAAAGCAUCUUGGCCCUGGAAAGGAAGAAGACGCGCACGAGUUUUUAAGGUGUGCUGUUGAUACAAUGCAAUCUGUUUUCCUCAAAGAGUCUGGUCCGUUUUCUGAGGAAACUACUUUAGUAGGCCUUACGUUUGGUGGAUAUCUUCACUCCAAGAUUAAAUGCAUGAAAUGCCUCCACAAGUCUGAGCGAUCGGAGCUGAUGAUGGAUCUGACUGUUGAGAUUGAUGGGGAUAUAAAAAGCCUCGAAGAAGCACUUGCUCAAUUUACAGCCUACGAAGUCCUAGAUGGAGUGAACCGCUACUUGUGUGGCAGAUGUAAAUCUUACCAGAAAGCCAAAAAGAAACUGAUGAUACUGGAAGGACCCAACAUUCUUACUGUGGUGUUGAAACGUUUUCAGUCAGAUAAUUUUGGGAAGCUGUGUAAGCCCAUCCAUUUUCCCGAGCUUCUCGAUAUUAGCCCAUAUAUGAGUAACCCAAAUCACGGUCCACUGUAUAGUCUCUACGCAGUGGUGGUCCAUUUAGAUGCCACUUCAUUUUCAGGUCACUAUGUUUGCUACAUAAAAACGCUUCAUGGAGAUUGGUUCAAGAUUGAUGACAGCAAUGUUUUCCCGGUUCCAUUAGAGACUGUAUUACAAGAGGGAGCAUACAUGCUUCUCUAUGCAAGAGAUUCUCCUAGAGCGGUGAGCAAGAACGGUGGUCGGAAAUCAAAGGAAAGAAGAAACUUGUCUGCAAUUCCGUCAAGACACAAGGACGAGAAGAAGAAACAAAGAGACAGUAGUAGCAGUUUGUUGCCACGAGUGGAUUCGUCUAGCGGAAGUUUAUCAUCAAUGUUUAGCUCAUCGGAGACAACAAGCUCAUGCAGCACAAAAGACUCGUCAGGUUUCGAGAAUUUCUCAGAUUACUUGUUUGGUGGAGUUGAACAGGUUUGGACCCGCCAUCGUCAUGAUUCAUCUGCUCAAACGUUUUAUAGAGUUUGAUGUGCAAAUAAAGAAUGUUCCGGUCUAUAGGUAUUAGCCAAUCCGACUGGCCUAAAGGCCAAUAUAAGUAAAUUUGCUUUUAAUUAGGAAAAUUCAGUUAAAUCAAGACUAUGGUUGUAAUUUUUAAUUCAGAUCUAUGAUGCACGCGUAUAUUGGAUUAAUUUUUUCAGAAGAUUUGGUGAUUUUAAUUAAUGAUUUUAAAAUGUUUUUCUAAA